UCAGGGGGUCCUCCCAUCUCGGGCUCAGGAACCCUCUGCUAGUCUGGGGGCGAGGCAGCUUGUGUGUUGCAGAGCUGGCCUGGUGCUUGGGAAAGGACCAUAGGCCUCUCCCAGGCAGCGUCUGUGGAGCAUGGGGUAGGACCUGGGCAGACAGGGCCUAGCCAGGGUGUGGGAAGAAGGGGUCCGUCUGUGUCCAGGAGCACCCAUGGGUGCUGGUUCUAAGGCUGGAGGAGGAAGCUGGGCAGUGCUUUCCAAGUACAGCGAGCCCUGGCUAGGGCUCUGAAGUGAUGCCUGACCCUCCUCCUCGUGCGCUCUUCUCUCUUUGCACCCCAGCCUACUUCACUGGGCUUCCCCCAAGCAGUCUGCGGAGGGAUUUUGUCUCUCCUCUGCUAGGAUUGUGGAGGUUGGGCCACAGCAGGUGGGGCUGAGGGGUCCCCUUCUUGGGGAGCUGCCUGUUGCACGAGUGAGUGAGUGGCUUGAAUCCCAAGGGCAGUUUUAGUCCAGGCAGUCUUCACAGUUGUGUCCCUCUGCCUGUGUGGUCUCAUCUGCUGCACCCACCUGUGGGGCCCAGCAGGGCUAUUGCCCUCGGCCCUGUCCUGGCUCUGAAUGUGCUGGCACAGGCUGCUUGCUGCUCCUUCUCUAGGCCACCCCUCUCCAAUCUACUUACACUCACCUGCCUUCCUGCCGGGUUGGGGACAGUGCCCGGGCCCCUCCCACCGUCUCGGUGUAGUGCUCACUGCCUUUGAGGCCCAGGGCUGUCUUCCCUCCUGGUGGCUCCCGCCUACUGGAGCACCCAUCCAGUUGUCCCUGCCUGGCAUGGCUCUGGGGCUCUGAGGAGGCUAUGUAGCUGGGACUGAGAGAAGGAGGUCCUGGCUUGCCUCUGGGCCUGCACAGGGCUGAACCAGUUCAUGAAGCCACUGCCCGCCUUAGCCCCAGGCUCCCUCAUGAGGCCAAAGCAGAGCCUGGGGAGGGCAGGGCCAGCCUCUUGAUGACAGGAUCCACUCAGCAUCCUCCAGGAUGGUCACAGUGCCAGUCUCUGGCUGUAGCCUCUGUGGGGAUUGCAGCAUCUGUAGUGAUGUCACCAGGGCUCCACAGUGGUGUGACAGGAAUGGCCCCCCAUUGCUCAAUAGGACUGGACUGGGAGACAGCUCUGGCAGAGUGGCCCACCGAGAUGGGCACCUGAGCCCUGCCACGGGAUGCUGUCUGCAACUUCAUGUCCCACGAGAAGUGCCUGCGGCAUGUGAAGACUGCGUGUGCCUGUGUGGCACCCAGCCUGGUGCGGGUCCCUGUGGCCCAUUGCUUUGGUCCCCGGGGGCUCUACAAGCGGAAAUUCUGUGCUGUCUGCCGAAAGGGCCUGGAGGCACCUGCACUUCGCUGCGAAGUGACUGCCGCCAGUGCCACCAGGACGGACACCAUGACCACGAUACCUACCACCACCACUGGCGGGAGGGGAACCUGCCCUUGGGCGCGCGCUGCGAGGUCUGCAGGAAAACCUGUGGCUCUUCAGAUGUGCUGGCCGGUGUGCGCUGCGGAUGGUGUGGCAUCCAGGCCCACUCGCUGUGCUCUUCGGUGCUGGCCCCGGAGUGUACCUUUGGGCAGCUGCGCUCCAUGGUCCUGCCCCCUGGGUGUGUGCGCCUGCUGUCCCGAAAUUUCAGCAAGAUGCAUUGCUUCCGCAUUGCCGAGACUGCAGCCCUGGAGCUGGGCGACAGGGAUGAUGGUGUGGAUGGAAGUGCGGCUUCGGGCCCUGGCAGGGAUGCGCCGGCAACCCCUGAGUCCAGCAAACAGACCCUGGAGAUCUUUGACGGCAAUGACACCGUGAGGAGAAACCGUUUCCGCCUGGUCACUGUGCCUCGUCUGGCCAGCAGUGAGGAGGUGCUGGAGGCGGCACUGCGGGUCUACUAUGUCAGCGAGGACCCUGGAGACUUUGAGCUUCAGGAGCUGCCCUUGCCCUCGCUGGCUGCUGUUGCCCAGACCCCAGGGAAGGCUGGAAGUGGUGGCCUGGCUGAGGAAGACAGUACCAGGGGCUCUGGGUCCCAUGAACCUGAGGCCUGGGUCAUCCGUGCACGGCCCCGUGCCCAGGAAGUCCUGAAAAUCUACCCCGGCUGGCUCAAGGUGGGCGUGGCCUACGUGUCCAUCCGGGUGACUUCCCAGAGCACGGUGCGCACCGUGGUGCUAGAGGUCCUCCCGUUGCUUGGACGCCAGGCCGAGGAUCCUGAGAACUUUCAGCUGAUGGAGGUGCUCAUGGGCAGCAGGCAAGUCCAGCGGAUGGUGCUGGCAGAUGAGGAGCUCCUGCUCGAGCGGCUUUGGGACAUCCGGCAGACGUCCCUGCGGCAGGCCAGCCGGACGCGAUUCUACGUGGUGGAGAGCAGGGCCGUGGCUCCGCGUGUCUCCCUGUUUGUGGGUGGCCUGCCACCUGGCCUGUCUCCUCGAGCGUACGGUGACCUGCUGCAUGAGGCCAUGGCCACCAAAGCUGCCGUGGUGUCUGUGAGCCACGUCUACUCCCAAGGUGCAGUGGUGCUGGACGUCACCUGCUUUGCUGAGGCCGAGCGGCUGUACAUGCUGGGGAGGGACACAGCUGUGCAUGGCCAGCCACUGACCACACUGGUGCUCCCGGAUGUGCUGCACACAAAGCUGCCCCCAGACUGCUGCCCCCUCCUCGUGUUUGUGAACCCCAAGAGUGGGGGCCUCAAGGGCCGAGACCUGCUCUGCAGUUUCCGGAAGCUGCUGAACCCUCACCAGGUCUUCGAUCUGACCAAUGGGGGCCCACUUCCCGGGUUCCACCUCUUUGCCCAGGUGCCCUGCUUCCGGGUGCUGGUGUGCGGCGGUGAUGGCACCGUGGGCUGGGUUCUCACUGCCCUGGAGGAGACCCGGCACCGUCUGACCUGCCAGGAGCCGUCGGUUGCCAUCCUGCCUCUGGGCACAGGGAACGACCUCGGCCGGGUCCUCCGCUGGGGUGCGGGUUACAGUGGCGAGGACCCGCUCUCCAUGCUGGUGUCUGUGGAUGAGGCGGAUGCUGUACUCGUGGACCGCUGGACCAUCCUGCUGGAUGCUCACAAGGCCACUGGUACAGGAAACAAUGCGGUGGACACAGAGCCUCCCAAGAUUGUACAGAUGAGUAACUACUGUGGCAUUGGCAUCGAUGCUGAGCUCAGCCUGGACUUCCACCAGGCUCGGGAGGAGGAGCCUGGCAAGUUCACCAGCAGAUUCCACAACAAGGGUGUGUACGUUCGGGUUGGGCUGCAGAAGAUCAGCCACUCUCGAGGCCUACACAAGGAGAUCCGGCUGCAGGUGGAGCAGCGGGAGGUGGAGCUGCCCAGCAUCGAGGGCCUCAUCUUCAUCAAUAUCCCCAGCUGGGGCUCAGGAGCUGACCUCUGGGGCUCUGACAGUGACUCGAGGUUUGAGAAGCCACGCAUGGACGAUGGGCUGCUGGAGGUGGUGGGGGUAACUGGCGUUGUGCACAUGGGCCAGGUGCAGGGGGGGCUGCGCUCUGGCAUUCGCAUUGCCCAGGGCUCCUACUUCCGUGUCACGCUCCUCAAGGCCACACCAGUGCAGGUGGAUGGCGAGCCUUGGGUCCAAGCCCCAGGACACAUGAUCAUCUCAGUUGCAGGCCCCAAGGUAUGUUGGUGGCUGACUGCCCAGGCAAGGUGGAUGGAGCAGGUGGCCACAGCCAAGAGGUGGCUGGGGUGGCCUUGCUGCCCAGGGGGGCCUGGGCCACCUGUGAAUCGGGAAGCCACGGGAACCGAUGUGGGCAGGCAGCUUUUCAAGCCCUGUGCUCCUCAGUGUAGACACCUGGGCCUCUGGAAGAGGGCCUGGGGCAAAGGCAGUGCCCGGAGGGCUGCAGCGUCACCCUGCUUCUAACCCAAAACCCUCCGUGAACUGGGGCUGAGUGUGGUUGGCUGCCUCUGGGCCCCGGGGCUAUAACCUGGUGCCCCCAGCUCUCUGAUCCAUCCUGCCCCGUCUCGGGACAGGUCCACAUGCUGAGGAAGGCCAAGCAGAAGCCCAGGAAGGCUGCAGCCACAAGGGGGCACACUGCCCCUGCCCCUGAGGGCAGCACUAACUAAGGGCUGAGAGGUCCAGGUGGCGCUGGAGCCGUCCAUCCGAUGGACCUGUCGCGCCCUGCCCACGCCAUCUUCCUGGGGUCAGGACGUCUCCAGCCCUUGGUCCCAUGCAGUGUCACCUGGAAACCCCUGGGUGGGGGCAGCCCCGGACAGUCCCCGGGACGGGAGCACAGGGCUCCUGGCUGGCCUGCCCCCGGCCCUUGGGGCAGCAGUGGAACGAACUGUUUGGUGGCCUCUGACCUUGUCUUAUGCCCCUCAGGCUGUCCUCUGGAUGCCCUUUGGAGCGGCCGCUCACCCCCCCCCCCCGCCAGCAGGCAGCACGCAGCCCUGGUGGCCAUGGGGUGACCUCGCCCUUGCCUGGCGCAGGGAAGGUGGCCUCCCGUCUCCCGCCUUGUCACUGCAGUGCGGUUUGGGCCAAGGGAGGUGGUUGUGGGUGCUGGGCAGUGCCCAGCCUCACCUGAGAGAGGGGUCCGGUCCCCCUGGGGCCAGGUGGGCUUGGGUGGCUACUGUGCAGCAGCUGGAGCGUGGGCUUGGCCCUGAGUGUCCCCCUUACCCCCAGGGGUGAGCAUAUAGUGCCCAGAGGGGACCAGAAGCAGGGCUUCAAGGUCCAAUUGGGUGAACGUGUAAAUAACACCUACCAUAUGGAGGAGUGGAUUUAAUGUCUUCGUUCUUAAAUGUAGCACUUCACAUAACGCUGUCUGCCAGCAACCUGUGGCUCUCAAACACCAGUGCAGACACAGUUCCCAGCCCAUCCAGGCACCACUGCUGGCUAAGCCCGGCUGGGACAGCCUGGCUGGUGUGAAUGAAGCUGUUCUCCCUGUGCCUAAGAGCUCAUUGUCACCCCUCAGAUGCUGAAGGAAUCUGACCAAAAAUAAGCAGCCAAUGUGGAGAGUCUGCAGAGGCCCUCCCCCCAAAGCAAGGGACCCCACAGGUCCAGCCCUUCCCAGCACUCAGGGGCGCUGGGUUUGCACUGCUGUGGCUGUGACCUGGCUCCUGGGUGUGAUCUGCAGCCUCCUAGGAAUCUCCAUGCCACGCCACGUCCUUCCGCUGCUGCCAAAGCUGCAGACACACGCAUCCCGGUUCCACUGAUGGUCUCAGUGUAGCAGUUCUUAUGUUUACAUCACUGGCCAUCUUCAGUACAAGUCCUUAGUGAUGUAAUUAGUUCUGCUUUGACUUUAACCUGCAGGAAUUGUCUGUAAAUUGUGGUCAGUGUGGUCUGCCUUCUAUUUAAGUGAGACUGCCUGCAGUGCUGUGACCCUGGCCCCAGGCCUCUCCUUGUGACUUAAUGCUACCUGAAUGUGACCUAACAUACCCGGGACAAAUAAGAGUUGGGCUUCAGUGUCCUGUA
This is a messenger RNA of Heterocephalus glaber (naked mole-rat), 5406 nucleotides long. RefSeq names its product diacylglycerol kinase theta (gene Dgkq). The record is from RefSeq and is a predicted model, not a curated record. NCBI's taxonomy places the organism in Eukaryota, Metazoa, Chordata, Mammalia, Rodentia, Bathyergidae. Gene Ontology annotation, molecular function: ATP-dependent diacylglycerol kinase activity. Gene Ontology annotation, cellular component: membrane. Gene Ontology annotation, biological process: phospholipase C-activating G protein-coupled receptor signaling pathway.